Molecule: messenger RNA, 1761 nt
Organism: Aspergillus bombycis
Lineage: Eukaryota; Fungi; Ascomycota; Eurotiomycetes; Eurotiales; Aspergillaceae
Product: 5'-methylthioadenosine/S-adenosylhomocysteine nucleosidase family protein
Exons: 1
Coding region: 1-1761 (586 amino acids)
Biological process (GO): nucleoside metabolic process
Molecular function (GO): catalytic activity
Source: RefSeq, a predicted model, not a curated record
AUGCUCGGAAGCACAGUACGGCCCAGUGACCGCGAGUUCACCGUUGGCUGGGUCUGCGCUCUUUUCAAAGAAUACAUUGCGGCUCUGGAGAUACUGGAUGAGACUUACGAUGAUACCACCAAGAGUUCGCUGACCAGCGAUGGCCGCAGCUAUUAUACUCGCGGUCGCAUCGGAGGACACAAAAUAGUCGUUGGCUGCCUGCCAAUUGGUCGGUACGGCUUAGUGUCCACAUCCACAGUGGCGGAGGACAUGAAGAUGAGAUUUCCAUCGAUAAAUCUAGGCUUCAUGGUCGGAAUAGGUGGUGGUAUCCCGAGCGAAAAAAACGACAUCCGUCUUGGGGACGUGGUGAUUGGAACGAAGGUAGUCCAAUAUGGACUUGGUAAGAAAACACCGAGUGGAUUCCAAGUCACUGGUCACACCUUCACGCCGGCGCCGAUCCUUCUCCAUGCAGUAACUGGACUGAAAACACGCCUGUUCGAUGGGCUGGACCUUUCAGCAUCCUUAGAGCAAAUGGUGACAAAGGCUCCACCGAUAAAAGCCACCUUCGGACGCCCUGAAUCGCAUACAGAUCGCUUGUACAAUUCUCGAUAUGUGCACCUGGAUAACUGUGAUUGCACGAAGGACGGGGCACACGAUCCACUGAGUUUAGUUCAAAGGCCAUCUCGCAGCAAGAAUGAAGUCAAAGUCCACGACGGGAUAAUCGCAUCUGCCGACCAGGUCGUAAAAGAUGCCACAGCCCGAGAUCAGAUCGGCCACGAAUUGGAUGCUCUUUGUUUCGAGAUGGAAGCGGCUGGUCUCAGCGAUAGCUUGAAGUGGAUUGCGAUUCGCGGAAUCUGCGACUAUUCUGACUCACACAAGAAUGAUCGAUGGCAUGGCUAUGCGGCUGCUGCCGCCGCCGUCUGUACCAAAGAGCUGCUGCUCACCAUCCCGCCGGUUAAUUCCACAGGUAUGGAGCCUGUGGCUGAGCAGCAGCGAUGGGCUGUUGACCGUGCAGACUUCGCGCGAGUCCUUGAAAAGGUGCCCUCUGGAAUGGCGACGACCUUGCACAGUGCUCUUAUUGGGGUCUGCCUCUUCCUGGCUAUUGUUGGGCAAUUGCUUUGGUCCUUCUACCUUUGGUUACUAUCAGUGGCAGCGAACAUUGACUCCCCUGAUUUCAAACCUCCGAUAAAAACGGCACAGCCAGUGCAGGGUCCUACACAGCAGUUCGGGGGCGCACCCAUACAUAUCAACAUCCACGUUGAUCAGCCAGCAGUGUCUAACGCACGAAGGCAAAGUGAAGCAGAUUGGAUAGAAUCCCCUGGUCAAUCCCCGACAGCGUUUUCUACCGUGCAGUGGAACGGUGCAGGGAGAGAAAAGGUGUUGGGCAGUACCGCGGAACUUCUCCAAGGGGUCCGGACCCUGAUGGGCAAAGAGAUGGGCAGAAACAUCUCUAUAAGUAUCCCACACCAUACUGACGGCCCACUUUCGCCUGUCGACUCCAGCUGUGACCCGCUUGAGGGGGUACCUUGGCAAUCACCAGAUAUGCCCUUUGAGAGGACAGACUCUGUAUCCAGUGCAUCCAAACCUCCAGUACCUCCACGUUCCAAGAAACCACGCGGAUACGCCUCGAGGCGUAACACGCAGAUUCCCGUCCCUAAUUCCAUGGCGAAAAGAAACAAACACGCAGCCGAACAGAAAAAUAAUAAAUCCCCCGAGUCCGGUGAAGAAGUUCCAGAAAUCGUGGCUCUGAUCAAUGAAUUCCGAGGACGGGCAUCGGUAUGA